Messenger RNA from Clupea harengus (Atlantic herring), 4717 nucleotides. RefSeq names its product dimethylarginine dimethylaminohydrolase 1 (gene ddah1). The record is from RefSeq and is a predicted model, not a curated record. Gene Ontology annotation, molecular function: amino acid binding; dimethylargininase activity. NCBI's taxonomy places the organism in Eukaryota, Metazoa, Chordata, Actinopteri, Clupeiformes, Clupeidae. Gene Ontology annotation, cellular component: mitochondrion. The transcript is spliced from 6 exons. The coding region runs from base 1436 to 1981 and encodes 181 amino acids. Gene Ontology annotation, biological process: positive regulation of nitric oxide biosynthetic process; arginine metabolic process.
UUUUCCAUCCAAGCUAAGCACCACCCUGUCUAACUUUUUUUCUUAAAUGAAUUUUCCCCUCUCUCUGAACACAUUCUCUCCUUACGUUUUUCUUCUUUGCUCUCCCUUUCCUAUUCACCACGUCUUUCAUUUUAUUUUCUUGAUUUAGAUAUUUCAACACUGGCCAUAUAGGCAGGGGGCACGUUUACAGACCGAUCCACACACAUGCAGAUGUUUCUUUCCAUAUAUAUAUAUAUAUGUGUGUGUGUAAAGUUUAUAUUUUAAAUAAUAAUGAUCGGUUAGUUAUAGACUUCAAUUAUACUGUGUGUGUUGACAGUAGACUUAAAUGAAAUACUAGAUAAUUGUGUAUAGUAGCGUACACUAAAUACCAUAAAUAAGUAGGCUAACCGUUUCAUUUCAUGUAAACAUAGCGACACAUGUCAGUGAACAAAUGUCAUUCAUUGCGUCAGUGAGUUAUUAAAGACAAUUGGCGUCUGCUUUGAGGUAGCUUACCACAUGCCCGCCUCUAAAGUUAGGCUCUAUGUCAUACGUUGAGUAGUCCGCAUCCUGAAAUGGAUUUCUUCUUCAGAAAUUCUACAGUCUGACUGACUAACGGCAAGAUGGAAGGAGAUGGCAAAAAAGAACGUCUAUUUGUUUUGUUUUUUUUCUUCCACUGUCUGUUUUGUCUUAAUGUCCUUGUAGAAUAGGUGGGCUACCUGUGUUGCGGAAUAAGAAGUGUGCGUUUGAAAAACGUUUGAAAUCCUGAGUAAAGUUUACGGCUUCUAUUUUUGGCUCGCUAUGCCCCUUUAUUCUCUAGCGCUAAGCAAUUCCAGAUGGAAAGCAGACUCCAGACGUAACAAUAUUGCCAUAUUUGGUAUGGCAGAAGCCUGCAUUAUUAACAUAUUUCUACCUCAGUUAGCCAACCACAAAGCAUUCCUGACAGCUUAAAGGGUUGUUAAAUAUGUUCUCCAUACAGGAAAUUCCUGUGCGUUCCUUUGGGUUAAUUUACAUUUCACGCAAUCUGUCCAUCACGUUUUGAGAAAAAAAGAUCCCGAUCCAGUUUCCAUGUAAGAUUUUGGUUGGGGAGAAAAUUGCAAAGUAGUUUAGUCUACUUUUCACGGGGGUUCAAAUAAGUGACAUUCCAUCGACAUUCGAAAUUCAGAGAUUAAGACUUAAAAUAGGAUUUAUAACCACGGUAACCAAACGUGACAGAAUAACGGAGAGUAGAAUACUUAAUUAUAUGUUAUGUAGGCUACUGUGAAUGACUUUAAACGCACACAAAGUGCUACGGACCACUUGUGAGUACAUGUUAUGUCUAGUUUCUUGGAUCCCGAUAGGCAUUCGUGAAGUAAUUGAAUACCUUCUGUAGGUUUAUACUGUGAGAGAAGAGUCUGCGCUACAAGCAACCAGCGGUGAACGGAGAUGCGUGCGGAGGCGCUAUUUUCCGACGGAGGCCAUGAAGAAGGCUCUCACAGACCUGAACCUGAACAUCGUGGAGAUGACCGACGAGUCGGCCAGCCUGGAUGGCGGAGAUGUCCUGUUCACAGGUAGAGAGUUCUUCGUGGGCCUGUCCAAGCGGACCAAUCAGAGAGGAGCUGAGAUCCUGGCAGAUGCCUUUAAGGACUAUGCCGUGUCGACCGUGCCCGUGGUGGAGGGGCUGCACCUGAAGAGCUUCUGCAGUAUGGGGGGACCAGGCCUCAUCGUGAUUGGCUCCAGUGAACACGCUCAGAAAGCCCUCAAGAUCAUGCAGCAGAUGAGUGACCAUCGCUAUGAUAAGCUGACGGUGCCUGAUGACAUCGCUGCCAACUGUAUCUACAUGAACUUGCCCAGUAAAGGCCACGUUCUCCUGCACUGCACCCCAGAAGAGUUCCCUGAGAGUGCUAAGGUGUUUGAGAAGCUGAAGGACCACAUGCUCAUCCCCGUGUCCAACAUGGAGAAAGUCAAAGUGGACGGAGCGCUGACCUGCUGUUCCGUGCUCAUCAACAAGAGGACCAACGUCUAAAUGCCCUGGGGUGGGGUGGGGUGGGGUGGGGUGGGGGGGGGGCACCAUCAGGGCUGGCACCAUCAGGGCUGGCUUAGGCUGCCACCACCACCGCCCUGUAGGCACCCUCCUAGCACCCACCUGUCAUCCAUCGGGCUUUCCUUGCCCAUCCCACACCAACACUGCCACUUCAUUGGGUGGUGUUGUGAAUUGUCCUGAUUGAUGUUUUUUUUUUUUUUUUAAUGCAGCUGAACAGUCUGAUCAAUUAAAUUCAUAAUCAUGAAGAUGAAUAUGUGAAGAAAUGGAUUGCAUUUCAUUUUUAAACAUUCACAAUGUUAAAUCAGACACUACAUUUUUUAUUAUUUUUAAUCAGGCAUCACCACACUGUUAUUUACGACACUGAAAUCAUUUUCUAAGGGAUAAUUAAGGGGUGUGUGUGGGGUUUGAUGAAUGAAAAUAGUUUUCUCAUACUUUUAGUCAAAUCAGUGCCACUGAAAGCGUUAAGAGGGUCUUUGUCUACUGUCCAGCCCUGAGGGGCUUUGUGUGGAUUUCAUGUGAUUUGUUGUCUGACAGCAAAGGCGGUGGCGCUAUGGAGUCUUCUGUCUGUUAGUGGGAGAAGGUUCAUUCUUUCUCUCUGAACUGUGAUUUAGGUCUACUUACCUUCAUAUAUAUAUAUAUAUAUAUAUAUAUAUAUAUAUAUAUAUGAUAUAUGUAUGGCUAGUAUUGGAGACUUUAUGUUUGUAGAUGGAAUUUUAGAGUUGACUGUGUGGAUCUAGCCAGAUCUAACAUAGAGUUUGUGUAACCCGCGUUGUGUAGAGAAGCACAGUACCUGUACCGGACUCGAAUUCGCAGCCUCAGGCUGGCGUGCUAGCAAAGAGGCUAAACCCUAUGGGUCUCUUAAGGUGCCGGGGAGUGAUGUUUACUCGCCGCACAGCACUGUACCCGCUGGCUAAAGAAGUGCCACAUUUAGACGAAACCCAUGAACUAUGACGGGAGAACCAACAGCAUGUGUCUCAUGAGGUCACGUCUGCCCUGGAAGUGGGGUUAUUUUUGUAGAAUUGGCCCAAUGAGUGUUGUGUCUCAACCAGUCUGUUAAAGACACAACAAAACACAGCGUUCUGAUCCAUCUCCUCGUGUCCGUGCUGAAGUCCAUAUUUCUUGCCUUGUGUCCUCAGUCCCGGAUUAACUCCAUGAGUAAAAAGCCUGCGCCAGACAAUCGGACCUAAACCUACCAGUUGGCCAGAACAUGCAGAUGAAACCUGACUCUUCUCUUAGUCACUGUAUUAUCCUCCAGCUAUCUAUGACCAAGCUGCCUGGAACCACUCGGACUUUCAUGAGGCCUUUAUUUGGAGGGCCUCGGUGCCGCAUAGGUGUGUCAUGUAAUAAGAUCCUUCAGACAACUGACCCAGUGAGUGAGUGAUGUGUGCCGUAUAACACCAGAGUAGAUUUCCCCACAAAACUACUAGCAUCCUGUUUGUCACUGGUCAGAUGAGCCCAUGUGCUCAGGCUAAGCCAUUGGGAAUGGGCUGUGAGGGACUCUUACUCAACUGUGUCAGCGAUGCGGCACCCUGUUGUCCUUAAACGUAUUUACUCUCAUUUCCAUUUCAUGAGGAGAAGCCUAGUGCUGGGCCUGGCUGGCUGGCCGGCUCCCUCCAGAGGACCUCUCCAGCAGACGAGCCGGUCUGACGGUGCAUACACUCAAAAUGAGCAACACUCCAUCUCUGUUUUUUUUUUAUGUGAGAUUUUGUUGUGGCAGAAGCCUUAAAAUGCAUCAAAGAGAGUGAUUCCUGGUGAUCAAAGAGAGUGAUUCCUGGUGAUCAAAGAGAGUGAUUCCUGGUGAUCAAAGUGGUGUGUGUGUGUGUGAGAGCGGUGCUUCCUGGCCUGCUGUGGUGUCUCGCUCUCUGCUGUUCCAUGGCCAUCCCGGGACAAAGCCAUCGUGAUGAAACACGGAAGGAAUUAUUUUUGGAUGAACAGCUUGUUAGUCAAUACACAGUCUCUCAGUGUCUCUCUCUGUCUCUCUCUAUCUCCAUCUCUGUCUCUCCCUCCCCCCACUCUCUCUCUUUACUAUCUCUCCUCUGGUUGUUGGGUAAUUUAUGACAAUGAUAUCAUACAGUCUGGCAGAGAUACUCGAUGACCAGCCGUUAAAGAGCGUAAUUUGUGACACAGGCAGUAUAUUUUACAGGAGGCUUUUGGCAGGUCGAGUGAUGAUCCCAUAGUUGCAGAGCAUCCAGCAGCGAACUCAUGCACUGCACACUGAAAACUGGACUGCGGUUUGACUACUGCAAGCCUUUAACCGUAUCCCACCCUCCUGGUCUUUCUGCUGUGCGUCUCAGUGCUGGCUAACCCCCAGACCCACCGCCCGUCAAAGGGUGCAGAUCACCCCAAUGCAAAGGUUUUCAUGCCAGUAACAUAGACAAACUGAAAUAUAGUUCUCAGCAUUAUUUCUAACCCUGUUGUCAUUUAAGAUCUAAUGUUGCUCUGACUGUGUGACCUUUGUAGAGACACUGACUUCUAGCCUUGGCUGCUAGCAGCUUAAUUACUUCCAGGAAAUGAAGGUUCAAUUCCACUUAAGUAGGAUAAUUUGAGUGUUCUUAUGUAGUUCUUGAAAGUCAUGUAAUUGGGUUUGUUCUCAGGUUUCUUAUGUUUAGAUUAAGUUUGUUUGCAAUAAUGUGUCAGAAAUAUAUCAGCAUUAACUCUUGCGCUUGAUCUCAAAUAUGCUGUCAUUGAAUUUGGCUAAUAAAGUUUGUUCUAACAUCA